AUCACUUUCAUUUAAAAUCAACAAAAACAAUAAAUACAAACACAAAGAAAUCAGAAUGCGAGACUCUCGUUUAUCUUGAGUUCGGAAGCGCGCUUGGGUCCACGCUAGUAUGCGUCCGGAAACCAUGGGCCGCGGAACUGAGCUCUCCGCUGCGGGACCUCUUUGGAUCGGUGUGUUCUGGCUGAUGGCCGGAGCUGUGGCCUCCUCCUCCUCCGACGAUGUGCUACGCUGCUUCCAGUGCAGCGAAUCGGACAUCUCGUGCGGCUCCCCGCGGAAUCCCCUUGGCAAUGUGCUCGAGUGUCCCAACUCGACCAUGUGCUCGUACACCGAACGGACACUGGUGCUGAAUGGUCGCGAGUGGACCAAGACUUUGAGGGGAUGUGCCAACCAGGUCCAGCGCACCGUUGACCUGGUCAACCGGAAGUGGGAGUUUGGCUACGAGGUGAAGGGGGAUCAGUACGAGGAGGGCUGCGUGCGAAAGGACAAGGUUAACUACUGCCACUGCCGGGGAUCGCUAUGCAACUCGUCGAGUUUCUCCAAGCUCGACUUCCGGCUGCUGAUCUUUGCAAGCAUCGUCAUCGUCGUCCGUGGAAUACAUCUCCUCCUCCUUUUUUCCGGCUAGUCGGAGACACUUUUUGGGGUGUGUUUCCCAACGCAUUUCCUGCCACCGUCUCACAUAGUCUGAAAUAUGUAGUAGCUUUAAGCAGAUUAUGGAUUUACGUGCGACACUUUCCAAAGGUGAAGCCGAAGCCUUG
Messenger RNA from Drosophila serrata, 755 nucleotides. RefSeq lists its product as uncharacterized. The record is from RefSeq and is a predicted model, not a curated record. NCBI's taxonomy places the organism in Eukaryota, Metazoa, Arthropoda, Insecta, Diptera, Drosophilidae.